Closterium sp. NIES-67 is the source of this 3657-nucleotide messenger RNA. Lineage: Eukaryota; Viridiplantae; Streptophyta; Zygnematophyceae; Desmidiales; Closteriaceae. The record is from the annotation of a GenBank genome assembly.
GUAGGAGCAAUGUAACUCCACGACCGAUAGCCAUUAUGAUUCAUCGACCUGAGUCGCGAUUCUCACACUGCUGAUUUCACAGGCGCCAUUCUUGAAUUCACAGGACGCUAGAGCACCGGCUUUGAGGCGCGUCGAAAGCAGCAGAUCCGACUCAGGCAUGUCCCCCCUUUCCCCCAGGCGCUGGCGCGCGGGGGAGAGGGUGGAAGUUGCUCCUCGGGGGGAGGGUUUCCAGGGCGCUUGGUUCACUGCCGUGCUGCUGGCGGUAGACAGAGGCAGGCGGAUGGGUUCAGUGCGGUACGAGGAGAUGAUGGAGGAGGACGGGGUGACCAGGCUGACUGAACACGUCAGCUUGGAUCAGAUCCGCCCCGUGCCACCUGUCAUUGAUGGGGAUGACCCUGCCACGUGGGAUGAGGGCCAUCCCGUGGAGGCGUGGGACAAUGAUGGCUGGUGGGUCGGCACAAUCGUUGGCCGCGACUUCAGGCGCCGAACCAUGCCCCAUCCCGAACCUCCCGGUGCCGUGCCUGGCGCUAGGCUCGGCACCGAGGCUGACGUGCUGGCGUUCAGGGUGUAUUUCCAGGGAUCAACGGAGCAGAAGGUGUUUCUGGCCCGUGACCUGCGCACGAGAAUGGACUGGCUUCAUGGCAAGUGGAUCUCUCUGGGGCCCGUGGCUGCUGACGCUGACGCUGCUGCUGACAUGUCUCCUUCGUCUGCUGACGCUGCUGCUGCUGCUGCUGCUGCUGCCGGUGAUGCUGCUGCUGCUGCUGCUGCUGCUGCUGCUCCUGCCGUUACUGCCGCUGUAACUUCUGCUGCUAUCACUCAUGUAGCUAUGGGUAUUGCUAAUGUAUCAGCUUGUGCUGAUGCUGUAACGGAUGCUGUAACGGAUCCUGAAGCUGAUGCUGUAACCAUGCAAGACAUGGCAGCCGGAGGAGGAGCAGCGGGAGCAGCAGCAGAGGAAGGAGGCAAGGCAGCAUUACUAGCUGAUGGAAGAGGGGCUUCUUUGGCUUCAGGGCCCGAGACUCAGGCGGGGGAGACUCAGGCGGGGGAGACUCAGGCGGGGGAGGAGUCUGUGAUGGAGGGGAGAGCAGGAGCCGAGGAAAGGGAUGACGUGGCUGCAGCAGCAGCAGCAGCAGCAGCAGCAGCAGCAGCAGCAGCAGCAGCAGCAGCAGCAGCAGGGGAAAGAGAAAGAGGAGCACUACCAGCAGCAGAACGAUUAGCUGCAGCAGCAGUAGCAGCAGCAGACGAAGCAGGUCAUUCGCCAUCAGCAGGAUCACCAGCAGCGGAACAUGAAGCAGCAGCGCCAGGAGUGAAGGAGUGCGUUGAUGAGUGUGGAUUGGAGGGCGGGGUGAACGAGGGUGGUAUGGGGCAGGGUGGGUUGAAGGAGCAGGCUGCUGGUCACCAGGAGAUAGAUUCAGGGGAGCCGUUUUCUUGUGGGCCGGUGACAGUAGGACAGUGUGACAUUAGUGAAGGGCGGGCCGGCGCCUCGAGAGGGGAUGAAGGGGAGGAAAGGGAACCAGGCUUCGAUGCGAGGUCGCCACCAGACGGGAGUGGUGGUGGGCGUGAGUGCAGGGCAGCUGGGAAUGUGCCACAGGCAGUAGGAGGCGCUCCAACAGUAGCAGGCAGACCUGUGCACGUGCUUAGUGCAGUGAGAUUCGAGCGGGUGGUGCCGGAUGGCGGUAAAGGUGCGAGGUCACCACCACUCGAGAGCAGCGAUAAACCCUGUCAGGAUGACCCCUGGGAUCUGAGCGCUGCUACUGGUUGUUCCAAUGCUGGUGCUGGAGAGAGGGAGGCUCCACUGAUCGUCUACAAGCGAAGGAGGACAGCGCAGGGGUGGGUGGGCCGAUGCCUAGACAUGCAGAGACAGAAGAUUCAAUUCUGCUCUCAAAUUCUAACAGGUGGGACUGGGGGAGGGAGAGGGAGGCUUUCAAGGCAGUGCAAGGCGUCUAGGGUUUAUGCCAAGAUGUUGGGAAAGGGAGGAGGAGUAGAAGGGAGAGGCGGAGCAGAAGGGAGAGGAGGAGUAACAGAAGGGAGAGGAGGAGGUUUGAAGGCCACCUCGCAUGCACCAAGCACCCUUCCUCCGUUCACCUCCAGCACAGGAUUGAAAACGAAGGCAGCAGCAGCAGCUGCUUCUGCUUCUGCUACUGCUGCUGCUGCUGCCCCUGCCACACCCGCCGCAUUUCCCACCACACCUGCUGCAACUCCUGCCGCACCCGAUGGUGCGCCUGCCACCCCUGCAGCAAUGCCUGCAGCGAUGCCUGCAACGAUGCCUGCAGCGAUGCCUGCAGCAAUGCCUGCAGCGAUGCCUGCAGCGAUGCCUGCAGCGAUGCCUGCAACGCCCAUGGUGGGUGGGGAGAGGCCACGGGCACCUCCAGUCGCAAAGGCGAUCUCUGAGGCGCCUCAUGUAAGGCGAGCAGGAGGGGGGAGUGUAGGUGACAGGAGAAGGGAGUUGAUUGGGGAGAGGGCAGGUGGGGGAGCGGUGGUGGAAAUUGAGGAUGAUGGGGAGGAGGUGGAUGUGGAGGAGUUGAGAGAGGUGCAUGGUGUCAAGGAAGGCGGUGAUAAUGAUGCUGGUGUGGAGGAGGAUGAGGACGAUGAAGAGGAUGACGAAGAUGAUGAUGAGGAUGAUGAUGUGGUGGAGGUGGUGGGGGAGGAGGUAUGUGUGAGCAUAGUGCAGCAUAGACCAGGAGAAGCGGCAGUACCAGCAGGAGAACCGGUGCACCGGCAUGUGAAUGUGACAUCCCCCUCGGGUCUCACCACAGCAGCAGGACAGACCAACUUCUCCACACUGGCCCUUACAGCAGCGCAUGCCAAAGCACAUCCACAUGCAAGAGCACAUACAAAUACAACAGCGUACACAGAAGCGUGCACAUCUGCACCUGCAGGCAUGGCAGCAGCUCCCCACACACCAGCAGCACCUUCAGUCCAUCACUGUGCGCCUGUUACCUCGCCAUUCCAGCCAACCCUAGGAGCUGCACGGCUGUGCUCCGAGCAGCACAUCGGCGGGGUGAAGAGACAGCGGUUCUUUGGCACCUGGAGCCGCCAGGGGCCUCUUUUCCACAGCCGCGACACGCUGCAGACACACAAUGGACCGGGGGCCACUACUGAGAACAAAGAGUACUGUGGGGUGUCGACUCGAUCACUCUAUGGAGGGGGGGAUAUGAGGCAUGUAGCUGGUGGGGUAGAGAGAGAGGUGGUGCUUGGGGGAGGGGAUACGGGGGUCCAGGCAGUGGCAGAGGCGGCAUACGGGGGGGUGCUGCAUGCGCUGUGGGUGCAGGGAGGGGGAGAGGGCAUCACGUGGGAUAAGGAAGUGCUGCUGACAGACCUCCGCCGGGCUUUAAGUAUUUCCAACGACCAGCACUCUCGCCUGCUUGCUGCUCUGCUCUCACAGGAUGCGACAGCUGAUGCCAGCUGGUAAUUUGAUGUCAAAAUUGAUACUUCAGUUUGUUUCAUGCAGCAUAUGAUUGUGAAGGCGUCUCGCAUAGGCAGCGGCAGUGUGGUACUAGCAUGAGAGCUACUACUUGUACCAGGCUUCCCACCAGCAUGCGGAUCUAGCGUAACUGUGACUUCUCCACAAUGGAAAUUCGACUCCAUGCAUCUUACAGCCUGCAUGGCGGGGGACUUCAGGCAUCCUUCGGUAGAGAUGAAUAAAGAUUCAGUGUACAU